GCGUUUCCUGCAUUUUUUUCUUUCGUUUGUUCCACUUUGCUUAACUGAACACAGCCCAAGUCAAGGUCUAUCUGUAUGCGUUCAAUUUGGGAAGAGAAUUUUACUGCGUUUUACGGAAAGAAAAGCAGACAAAGUAGCGUAGGGAAAGUGUUGCGUUCAGGAUUGUUGGUGAAACACUUGACAGCCAAGGCUGUAAAUAAAUUAUUUAGUAUAAGGGAAGUGCGCGAAAUUUUUGCUCAUCCGGUUUCUCUUCUCAAAUUAAACCCAGUAUAGAUGUGUAUCAAGGGGCACAGUAGUGGCUCGCGCUACGUAUGUGCGCAAAUUGUGUGUAAGUGCUGCUGUUGUGCGCAUUCCCUUCACCGUUGCAGCAUUCUAUAAACGUCGUCAAACUUUGAACACUGAUGCACGUGGAUCAUUCUGAGUGGAGUACACGCGAUCACACGAGGAUUUGGAGCUUGAACAGAAGUUAGAUCAGCUGGUUUUCCAAAAAAGAAGCAAUAAAUAAUAUCAAUAAUUAAUAGACUAUAUACGAUCAAGCAAGGAAAAAAGGAACAAGAUAAAACAGUAAUAAUCAAGAUAUUUAAGAUCACGUAGAGCAGAUUUUUUAGACAUUUUACAUUUUUUACGUCGGAGAUAAUCACACUUUGUUUGAUACACAGAAGAAAGAUAAUAUAAAAUAAACUUGAGUUGCACUGUUCACUUAGUCGACAAAGAAUAUAAAAUGAUUUUGAACUGCAUUGUUCAUUUAGAAGUACGCGACAGAACGUCAUGUUAUUCAACACCGGAACGUUCUGUAUUGUCACUUGAGAAAAAGGUAGACUCUUAUAAAAUAGAAGCAUAUUUAAUUUGGAAACGAGAAAAAAAGGAUCCAGUCAAAUAUUUGAUCAGAACAAAAGAUCUUUAUGACUUUGACAAAAACUUACUGUGUAUCACCUUGAUAGGUCCAUAUUCAAGUGAGAAUAUGGCUCUUAAAAUAUAUUUUCAAAAUCCAUUUCACGGUCUUAUAAUUUCCACUACUGAGUUUGAUCCUCUUAAACAAUUUUUUUAUCUUGUGAAGAUGAUGUCUGAAGGAUUUUGGUAUACAUUUCACAAAAUACUGUCAUCUAUAGAAAGUGACAACUUUACAUCAGAACUUACCACAGAAAUUGGAAAAAAAAGAAAAUAUUCAUCUAGAGAAAGUUUUCCUAGAACAACGAAAACACUUAAUUUACGCAAAUCCAACAUAACGGAAUUUCAUCCCCAAGUAUUCUUAAGUACUCCUACUUUUCAUACUCUACGAGAACUUAUCCUAACAAACAAUCAGAUCUCGUUUCUGCCAAAGGAGUUAGGUACUGUGCCACAUCUUAAUAAGCUGUUAUUAUCACACAAUUGCCUUGGAAACACUUGUUUAGAGAUCGCUAAAUGGGAAUGGAUGGAGCAAACUGCUAUUUCGCAAAGCCUGAAAGAAUUACACAUAGAUAACAAUAAUCUCACUAAGUUGCCACUACAAAUUGGAAAGCUACAAAGUUUAAUAUGCUUAAACGUUUCCCAAAAUUUGUUAACAAAAUUGCCGCAAAUUAUUGGAACUUUGCAACAUUUAGCAUCGUUGAAUGUGGUGGGAAACCCUCUGUUAUAUUUACCAGGGAGUAUGAGAGGGAUGGAAUUGGAACUUUUGUUUCUUGAAGACUAUUCUUAUAUAGAUUUUUUGGUUGAUGAGUAUACAUCACCUACUCCAAAAGUGAUGAGCCUGAUGGAUUUAGGAGCUAAAACAGUGAAAAAAUACAGGAUACCAUACAAUGAUUUACCAUCUAAAUUGGUCAGAUACUUAGACAAUAGCAAAUUUUGCUGUAUAUGCCGGAUGCCUUGCUUCCAUUCUGAUAUAAAAACUUUCGAGCGAUUAUUGGAUACUACACGUUGUGAACGUGUAAAGUGUUUAUAUAAAAUAUGUGACGAUAAAAUAUGUUACAAAUACAAGUUGCCACUCUCAAGUCACAUACCAUUCAAAUGUUAUUUUUGUUCAUCAAAGUGCUAUGUUUAUUAUGUAAGACAUAUUAAGUGACAAUAUAGUACCAAUAAGUUUUUCACAACGUACAUAAGUUGU
This is a messenger RNA of Pseudomyrmex gracilis, 2080 nucleotides long. Its product is annotated as leucine-rich repeat-containing protein 1-like. Lineage: Eukaryota; Metazoa; Arthropoda; Insecta; Hymenoptera; Formicidae. Gene Ontology annotation, cellular component: extracellular region. The transcript has 5 exons. The coding region runs from base 722 to 2038 and encodes 438 amino acids. Gene Ontology annotation, molecular function: hormone activity. The record is from RefSeq and is a predicted model, not a curated record.